This is a messenger RNA of Erythranthe guttata (spotted monkey flower), 1611 nucleotides long. RefSeq lists its product as uncharacterized. NCBI's taxonomy places the organism in Eukaryota, Viridiplantae, Streptophyta, Magnoliopsida, Lamiales, Phrymaceae. Gene Ontology annotation, biological process: cortical microtubule organization. Gene Ontology annotation, cellular component: cortical microtubule. The record is from RefSeq and is a predicted model, not a curated record.
UCUCUCUCUCUCUCUGCAGUUCGUACCUGUUAGUUCUGCUUCAAUAGCAAUGGCAAUGUCAGUACAGUUGAGGCCACAGAACAGAGAUCUUGGGAUGGUUAUGAGAGAAGUUGAUGAAGAUCUUGCUAUUUUCUUGGGGAUGCGUACUAAUGCCGAUAAUCAAAUGAUUGACCAUUUUCUUGUUGAUGCUUCUCUUGAUUUUCAUGUCUCUAAAGGUUCGGAGAAUGAAUCUCAAGCAGAGGCUCUUCCAUCUAUGGCUGAUGAGAAUCUCCUCAAUUUGGACAUUGAAACCAGUGAUUAUAGUUGGCUUCUCCCUCAACCCAAUUCCUCUUCACUUCCUUCAGUAGAAACCGACGAACAAGAUUCUGCAUCGAGCCAGAUUAAAAUUUCAGAAAGUGCUGCCAUUUCUUCUAAAUCUGAGCUGGAAAACACACGCGAUGAAGAAUCUUCUGCUUCCUUGAACGACACUUCUUCCACCUCAGCAAUCAAAAAGCCAUUAUCAUCCAAGGAUAAAAAACCAUCCUUGCCAGCAAAAUCGAAGCCCGCCCCUCGUACUUCAACACCUACUUCAAGACCUACAUUAUCUUCUUCCACAACAAGACCUAUAUCUCGUUCCUCUACUCCUUCUUCCAGACCCUCUAUACCAAUCAUUUCAAAGUCCGGGCCGCGAUCCUCUACACCUACGGCCCGCAAACCUACCUGUGCUCCUGCACUAGACCGAUCUUCUUCCGGGAAAAAAAUGGGCCCCACAAUAACGAAAAGUUCCGUGCAGUCUCGUGGAACUUCUCCAACGGUGAAGAGUAGGCCAUCAAAGCCCUCGGAGAAUAUCCUCUCUUCAUCUCAAAAUCCAAAAGUCUCAUCUGUGCCUAAAAGGCCCGUUUCUGCUUCUAGAAGCACUCGCUCCUCUUCUUCUUCAAAUGAGAAACCGAAACCGAGACAGAAAUCGUGUUCACCUCCCAAAGUGAGAGCUUCUGUAAUAAGGAGUGGCUAUAAAACGGGGAGCAAGAUUCUAUCAAGAAGCAGUAAUGGUGUAGAUGAUGACGUAAAUCCUGUAUUGAUGGGCACAAAAAUGGUGGACAGAGUGGUCAAUAUGAGAAAACUAGCUCCACCUAAACAAGAUGAAUACGCUGUUUCUAGUGAUAAUACGAGGAAAUCUUCUCACGAGAAUUCGGGUUUUGGGAGAUCUCUCUCGAAGAAGUCGCUAGACAUGGCUAUUAGGCAUAUGGAUAUUAGAAGAAGCAUUCCUGAGAAAUUACGGCCAAUAGCAACUCGUUCUGGUUGUGCUAAGAGCAGUACUACUACUACUGUAGGUGAUCUUUCAGAAUCUCCACUUUCGUCGAACUGUGACAGUUCAAAGUCCAGCAUGUGAAUUAAUGGGUGACUGAAUCUCAAUCAUCGAACGUUGAAUUUGAGUAUUGCAUUUGGACAUGUUAUUUUAGUGAUGAUCCUUUGCAGUAUAAUUAGUGUUACUACAGUACUAGUGUGUGUGUGUGUGUGUGUGUGUGUGUGUGUGUGUGUGUUUAUUGUUAAAUUGUGUGUAAUAACAAUUCAAGGGCUCCCUCUUUAUUUGUUACUACUAUUAGUCUAUAAUAUUAUCGAAUUUGCAGAUUA